AGAAUGAAGAAGAAGAAGAAAAGAAGAAGAAGAAGUAGGAUGAGGAUGAAAGAAGAAGAAGAAGAAGAAGUAGGAUGAGGAUGAAGAAGAAUUCCAGUGCAGCAAAAAGUGUAUCUGCAGAGAGCUCCGCUAUUUCUGACAGUUCUCUGACAGUUCCUUCACAUUUACAGUGGUUGAAACAUUGUAUCUAUUUGUUUCCGAAUAAAAACAUCUGUAUCCUAAAUGGAAACAAAUAGAUACAAUGUUUCAACUGCUGUAAAUGUGAAGGAACUGUCAGAGAACUGUCAGAAAUAGCGGAGCUCUCUGCAGGGACACUUUUUGCCGGCUGUAGAAGGGAUGAAAAUCGGCCGAUCGGGGAAAAUUCGAUUUG
Staurois parvus is the source of this 370-nucleotide messenger RNA. NCBI's taxonomy places the organism in Eukaryota, Metazoa, Chordata, Amphibia, Anura, Ranidae. The record is from the annotation of a GenBank genome assembly.